This is a messenger RNA of Diutina rugosa, 1296 nucleotides long. RefSeq lists its product as uncharacterized. The transcript has a single exon. Gene Ontology annotation, molecular function: ATP-dependent protein folding chaperone; ATP binding. Gene Ontology annotation, biological process: protein folding. The record is from RefSeq and is a predicted model, not a curated record. Gene Ontology annotation, cellular component: cytosol; nucleus. Bases 1 to 1296 code for a protein of 431 amino acids. NCBI's taxonomy places the organism in Eukaryota, Fungi, Ascomycota, Pichiomycetes, Serinales, Debaryomycetaceae.
AUGGGUUUGGUAAUCGGAGUGGACCCCGGAUCCUCAUCCUUGCGAGGCGCUGUGCGCAAAUCCGGCGCGUAUGUUGUAUUCUACGAGCAACCAUCUGCUAUUGGAUUGAACAAUAGAAAGUGGGUACACGGCCAUGAAGCUAUUCUGCACUCCGGUAGAUUACCCGAGCAAGUUGUUUUCAACCUCAAGCAAUUCAAGAACCCGGAGUUCUGGAAGUCAAUGAUGGGACCCAAGCAUAACUUCCCUCACCUUAUUAACAAAGGUCCCGAAGGCUUGAGCAUUCCCUUGGCUUUGGGCGGUUCAGUACGCGAAUGGACCAUCCCGGAACUUGAAGCACGUCUGUUAGGUGCAGUGACGCAAAAGGCAAAGACCCUCUGUCAUACGCCUGCAACUGAUGCUGUGAUUGCUGUUCCCGAUAACGCUUCUGACGACGAAGUCGAAUCUAUUGUUAGAUCCGCUAUGCUGUGUGAUCUCAAUGUGAAGCCGAUGCGCGAGCUGGAGCUUGCUGUCAUUGCUCAUGGAUUGGACAAGGGCUUAGGGGACAGGCUUGUGGCCGUGGUCCACGUUGGGCAAACGCUCACGAUGUCGCUUGUGCGGAUCAAGGAUCACGACAUGUACGUCGAGGAGUUCGUCUUGCACGACGAGAAAUUAUGUGGCAAUGAUGUGGAUGAACGAUUGCUUGAAACCCUCGCUCCCGGUGUGCAGACGGCGAUUUGGGACAAAUUGAAUGACGACCCUUUGCUGUUGAAAGGGCUUUCGAAAACUACGCCCAAGAAGGCCACGGAAAAGAAAGGGGGGGAAGAGGUAAAGAGGGAGAACAGAUUGCAGCUUCAUCGCGACAAGCAGUUCGUCCGGCGGAGAUUAUUGAACAUCUUGAACAGUGGCAAGAAAAAGUUAGCAAAGAAGGAUACCCACCAUGUCGAGGUGACGUUGCACAAACGUACCUUUAUGGGUAAAGUUUUGAAAAAAAAGUAUGAAGAAGUUUGUCAAAAGGCGUCCAGACGUAUCAUUGAGAAGGUGAACGAGCAGUUUGAAGACGAACACCUGGCCUCUAGUGACAAGCACAAGAAACUGGACCUCUUUGCUGCUGUGAUCUUGGGUGGGCUCUUCAACGUCCCUGUUGUGAAGGAAUCGCUCUUGGAAUGCUUCAAGGACGUCCCGAAGCUUUAUGAUGAUUGCCCAGAGCAUACAAUCGUGCUUGGCGGCGCGAUGCAUGGUGAGAAAAUCACUGAUGGUGGUACUAUCCCCAUCCCCCCCUUUCCCUUUUCCGCACCCGACGAAGGCAGCUCAGUCUAG